Physella acuta is the source of this 3471-nucleotide messenger RNA. RefSeq names its product endoplasmic reticulum-Golgi intermediate compartment protein 3. The record is from RefSeq and is a predicted model, not a curated record. Gene Ontology annotation, biological process: endoplasmic reticulum to Golgi vesicle-mediated transport; retrograde vesicle-mediated transport, Golgi to endoplasmic reticulum. NCBI's taxonomy places the organism in Eukaryota, Metazoa, Mollusca, Gastropoda, Physidae. Gene Ontology annotation, cellular component: endoplasmic reticulum membrane; endoplasmic reticulum; Golgi membrane.
UAGAGAACUCGACACGAUAUUAGAUACGAUUCGCAGAUUUUAGUUUUCUUGAACUCAUUCGUUAUCUUUAUAUUUUUAACACACACACACACACACACAAAACGCUAAAAUGCAGUUCUCAGGUCUUUUUGAGAAAUUAAAACGCUUUGAUGCUUAUCCCAAAACUUUGGAAGAUUUUAGAAUUAAAACAUACGGUGGCGCAGCAUUGACCAUAAUCAGUGGUGUCUUGAUGUUUGUGCUGUUCAUGUCUGAGCUGAACUUUUACCUGACACUUGACGUCCAGCAAGAGCUUUUUGUCGACAUUUCAAGAGGACAGAAAAUUAAAAUAAAUAUUGAUAUUGUUUUUCCCAAAAUGGCCUGUGGAUUUAUAUCAUUGGAUGCUAUGGAUGUGAGCGGUGAGUCUCAGAUUGAUAUUGAUGCACACAUUUUAAAGAUGAGACUGGGUCCAGAUGGAAGCCCCAUCAGUGACACCCCAGAGGUACAGGCCAUUGGUGAAGGAAGCAAGGUGGAAAUUGCACCAACAACCCUAGACCCAAACCGCUGUGAAAGCUGCUAUGGUGCUGAGAAUGCUGAACAAAGCUGCUGUAACUCGUGUGAAGAUGUGAGGGAGGCGUAUCGCAAGAAAGGUUGGGCCUUACAAGACCCUGACUCCAUAGAACAGUGCAAGCGUGAGGGCUGGUCAGAGAAGUUGGAGGCCCAGAAGAACGAGGGAUGUAAACUGUUUGGGUACCUGGAGGUCAACAAGGUUGCAGGGAACUUCCAUAUAGCACCAGGGAAAAGUUUUCAGCAAAAGCAUGUCCAUGUGCAUGACAUGCAGUCACUGAGUGGAGCCAAGUUCAAUGUGACCCAUAGAAUCAAUCACCUGUCAUUUGGAAUUGACUACCCAGGGAUCAUCAACCCACUGGAUGGCUUGUACCAGGAAGUAGAUCAAUUGCAGUUGAUGUACCAAUACUUUAUUAAAGUGGUGCCAACUACUUACACUAAAGUCAAUGGGGAGCAUUUAUAUACAAACCAGUUUUCUGUGACUAAACACUCAAAAAGUGUUGGAGGUUUUCUUGGUGAGAGUGGAUUGCCUGGAGUCUUUUUUUCAUACGAGUUAUCUCCCAUAAUGGUCAAAUAUACAGAAAAACAAAGAUCAUUUUUACACUUUUUAACAGAGGUUUGCGCUAUUGUAGGUGGUAUUUUUACAGUUGCUAGCUUGCUGGAUUCCUUCCUUUAUCACUCAUCACGUGUUAUAGCCAGGAAGAUUGAAUUAGGAAAAGCUUCAUGAUAAAUCAGAAGACAUAAAUAUUUUUUUACAUACAAUUUUUCUUCUAUUAAAGUGUUUUAUAAUGUGAUUUUCCAUAUUUAACUUAAUUAGAAUUGUUUGAAGCAAUAAAAUGUCAAAAAUAGAAUCAGCCAUUCAGCCUUUAAAUGCCAUGCUCAAAUAUUUUUUCUCUACUCAUGUGGCAUGUCAAAUCAAUUGAACCAACUACACAUUUCAUUUUAAAGCCCUUGACCGCAAGCAAGCCAUAGUAAUGUGUUACAUGCUAUUGGUAGCAAGCAAGCCAUAGUAAUGUGUUACAUGCUAUUGGUAGCAAGCAAGCCAUAGUAAUGUGUUACAUGCUAUUGGUAGCAAGCAAGCCAUAGUAAUGUGUUACAUGCUAUUGGUAGCAAGCAAGCCAUAGUAAUGUGUUACAUGCUAUUGGUAGCAAGCAAGCCAUAGUAAUGUGUUACAUGCUAUUGGUAGCAAGCAAGCCAUAGUAAUGUGUUACAUGCUAUUGGUAGCAAGCAAGCCAUAGUAAUGUGUUACAUGCUAUUGGUAGCAAGCAAGCCAUAGUAAUGUGUUACAUGCUAUUGGUAGCAAGCAAGCCAUAGUAAUGUGUUACAUGCUAUUGGUAGCAAGCAAGCCAUAGUAAUGUGUUACAUGCUAUUGGUAGCAAGCAAGCCAUAGUAAUGUGUUACAUGCUAUUGGUAGCAAGCAAGCCAUAGUAAUGUGUUACAUGCUAUUGGUAGCAAGCAAGCCAUAGUAAUGUGUUACAUGCUAUUGGUAGCAAGCAAGCCAUAGUAAUGUGUUACAUGCUAUUGGUAGCAAGCAAGCCAUAGUAAUGUGUUACAUGCUAUUGGUAGCAAGCAAGCCAUAGUAAUGUGUUACAUGCUAUUGGUAGCAAGCAAGCCAUAGUAAUGUGUUACAUGCUAUUGGUAGCAAGCAAGCCAUAGUAAUGUGUUACAUGCUAUUGGUAGCAAGCAAGCCAUAGUAAUGUGUUACAUGCUAUUGGUAGCAAGCAAGCCAUAGUAAUGUGUUACAUGCUAUUGGUAGCUCACUUGUUACACAAGCAUCCAUCAUCAUGUGGUGAAUACCCAGAUUUUCUCUCACUAGAGAGCUGGCAAGUUGGAAAGCCAAUAACCCACUUGCUAGGGGUUUUUUUUUUAUCUUGUGUUAGCGUUCAAACAUUUAAAUUGAAUGAAGAGUGAUGUCCCCUGUUUUCAUUAUGAAAUCCUUACUUGAGCACUUUUUUUGUUUUAUGGCCUAAAGAUUUCAUUUCAGGGGGAAUACUCUUGAUCAAGUGGGCUUUUCCUUUUAUUAUCACUCUGGUGACUUGUUUUAUGCUAAUUUUUAACUUUAUUAUGUGUCAAACUGCUGUUUACAUUGUUGAAUGUAUUAUGAAUCAUUUGUUAUUUUAUUAAGUUAUAUAUACACACAUACAUAUAUACAUACAUACAUACAGAAAGAGAGAGAUAAGUAUAGAAGGCAAAUCAGUAGUUGAAUUGAAAUACUAAUGCAUGACCCUCUAGUUACCACUGAGCUCUAGAACUACAUGACCCUCUAGUUACCACAGAGUUCUAAGAUUAGUGGCCUAGUUAGAGCAUGACCCUCUAGUUACCACUGAGUUCUAGGACUACAUGACCCACCAGUUACCACUGAGUUCUAGGACUACAUGACCCACCAGUUACCACUGAGUUCUAGGACUACAUGACCCACCAGUUACCACUGAGUUCUAGGACUACAUGACCCACUAGUUACCACUGAGUUCUAGGACUACAUGACCCUCUAGUUACCACUGAGUUCUAGGACUACAUGACCCACCAGUUACCACUGAGUUCUAGGACUACAUGACCCACCAGUUACCACUGAGUUCUAGGACUACAUGACCCACCAGUUACCACUGAGUUCUCAGUUGUGCUGGAAACAUGAAGAUUGUGUCAUGUAGAUCCACCCCCAGUGGCCAUAGAUGGCAGUAAAUAUAUUUUAGUUGUACAGCAAGAUUGUAGGAAUGAUCUCAACUUCUUUUGUAACCCAUUUUUUUCUUUCUAUCUCUACCCCAUUCUUCUCCCCUCCAUUUUUUUCUUUCUAUCUCUACCCAAUUCUUCUCCCCUCCUCCUCCAGAAGUUGACACACUUAGUUCCUUCUUCAACUUCAAUCUGUACGAAUCUUGUAUACAACAGUUCAUGUCACUUUGUGGAUUAAAUAUUUACUAAUGACCAAAAUCA